Molecule: messenger RNA, 2031 nt
Organism: Gastrolobium bilobum
Lineage: Eukaryota; Viridiplantae; Streptophyta; Magnoliopsida; Fabales; Fabaceae
Product: calcium-dependent protein kinase 1-like
Exons: 8
Coding region: 1-2031 (676 amino acids)
Biological process (GO): protein autophosphorylation; intracellular signal transduction; peptidyl-serine phosphorylation
Cellular component (GO): cytoplasm; nucleus
Molecular function (GO): ATP binding; calcium ion binding; calcium/calmodulin-dependent protein kinase activity
Source: RefSeq, a predicted model, not a curated record
AUGGGAAACAAUUGUGUUGGAUCGAGAAACUCGAAAGAUGGAGUAUUUCCCUCGUUUCUUUCGAGUUCAUUCUGUUGUUGGUCACAGCCAACGAUUGAAGGGGUUUCACUUGAAUACGUGGAAAUUUCUUGUGCACCUUCACUUGUGAGUAAAAGGGCAAAUCCAAAUGAUCCAGAUACUGUUCAUCAAAAGCCUCCUGAGGUAGUGAAAUUUGACAACAAGGAGAUGAAGCAGGUGCAACAGACAACAUAUAAAGAGAGCAAUAAACCUUCAGAGGAACAAAUAAAGCACGUGGAACAGAACACCAUUCCUCCUAAGAACAGCCUUGGUAUAUUUACACCUACCUGGUUCACAGCUGCUACAUUUCUAAGGAAAGAUGACCAUCGAAAAUUUGUUGCUGGCACCAACAACCAUCAGGUUUUCCUUAAGCAGCAUAUUACCCUAAACCACGUAGAAAUUUAUUGUGCACCUUCACUUGUGAGUAAAAGGCCAAAUCCAAAUGAUCCAGAGACUGUUCAUCAAAAGCCUCUUGAGGUAGUGAAAUUUGACAACAAGGAGAUGAAGCAGGUGCAGCAGACAACAGAUAAAGAGAGCAAUAAACCUUCAGAGGAACAAAUAAAGCACGUGGAACAUAACACCAUUGUACUAGAGCCAGUUAGGCAGAAGGAACAUACUAGACCAGCAGAGCCAGCAAAACGAGAAAAGUUCCAUAAUGUUAAGAUGCAAUCAAUUGCUGGGCUUCAAGUAGAUUCGGUUUUGCAGAGAAAAACGGGUUAUCUUAAGGAGUACUACAAUCUGGGACCAGAACUUGGGCAAGGACAUUAUGGAACCACUUUCCUUUGUUGGGAGAAAGCUACUGGGAACAAGUAUGCCUGCAAGUCCAUUCCUAAAGAAAAAAUGGUGACAGAUGAUGAUGUGGAGGAUGUGAGGAGGGAGAUUCAGAUAAUGCAUCACUUGGCAGGUAUUCCCAAUGUUGUUUCCAUUAAAGGGGCUUAUGAGGAUGCUGUUUCGGUUCAUGUCGUUAUGGAAUUAUGUGAAGGGGGUGAGCUUUAUGAUAGGAUUGUGGGAAAGGGAUAUUACACGGAAAGAAAGGCAGCUAAACUUGCAAGGACUAUAGUUAGUGUUGUUAAGGAUUGCCACGCCCUUGGAGUAAUACAUCUUGAUCUUAAGCCUGAGAAUUUUCUUUUCGUUAAUGGCCAUGAAGACUCCACCCUUAAGGCAAUAGAUUUUGGAUUGUCUGUUUUCUUUAAACCAGGAGAUGUUUUCAAGGAUCCGGUUGGAAGUCCUUUUUAUAUAGCACCUGAAGUUCUAGGCAAACGUUAUGGCCCAGAAGCUGAUGUCUGGAGUGCUGGUGUGAUCAUAUACAUUCUCUUAUGCGGAACACCUCCAUUUUGGGGUGGAACAGAGCGAGAAAUAUAUUGGAAUGUUUUGCAUGGUGAUCUUAAUUUCUCUUCAGAUCCUUGGCUGUAUAUAUCUGAAAGUGCAAAAGACUUGAUUAGGAAGAUGCUUGUUAGAGAUCCUAAACAAAGGAUAACAGUUGAUGAAGUUCUUCGUCACCCUUGGUUUCAGGUUGAUGGAGGUGCGCCUCUUGAUUCUGCAGCUUUGAGUCGCCUGAAGCAGUUUUCUUUAAUGAAAAAGCUCAAGAAAACGGCUUUUACAAUUAUUGCACAGAAUCUUUCUGAAGAAGAAAUUUCUGGUUUGAAAGAAAUGUUUAAGAAGAUAGAUACUGACAACAGUGGUCAAAUAAGUUUUGAAGAACUCAAGGUUGGACUGAAAACGUUUGGUGCUAAUCUCAGGGGAUCUGAAAUUUUCGAUCUAAUGCAAGCUGCAGAUGUUGAUAACAGUGGUACAAUAGACUAUGGAGAAUUCAUAGAUGCAACAUUGCAUUUAAACAAAGUUGAUAUGGAAGAUCAUUUUGUUGAUGCAUUCUUAUAUUUUGAUAAAGACGAUAGUGGCCACAUCACUCAAGGUAAGCUUCAAGCUUGUGAAGAAUUUGGCACGCAGGAUGUCCUCUCAACAAGUUUAACAUGA